GGAGCUCGGGGGCCAUUUUGUGGAGCGCCGGAGAGCGAACGGUCGUGUGCUGCGCGCCUGCAGUCGCUUCGGAGCCUCGGCACGGACCCGCGGCGGGAGAGGCAGCCUCUUUCUCUCUCUCUCUCCUUGCGCUUGGGCAGCAAGGCGAACCCCAUCCUUGUACUCACUGGAGCUCAGCUUUGAUUUUUAACUUCCCUUCCCUACCCUUCCAGAACACACACAUUCCCAUUCCAAAUUGAUUUUAUAAAGACAUUUUAAACACAAUGAUGCAACUUGGUGUGCACUACAGCAAAUAUACAGUGAGAUUUUUUUGAUCUUCAGCUACACUUUGUGAGGAACCUUAUCAUCGAAGGAAAUGGCUAGCAAUGUUACCAACAAGACAGAUCCUCGAUCCAUGAAUUCCCGUGUAUUCAUUGGGAAUCUCAAUACUCUUGUGGUCAAGAAGUCUGAUGUGGAGGCAAUCUUUUCAAAGUAUGGCAAAAUUGUGGGUUGCUCUGUGCAUAAGGGCUUUGCCUUCGUCCAGUAUGUUAAUGAAAGAAAUGCCCGGGCUGCUGUAGCUGGAGAAGAUGGCAGAAUGAUUGCUGGCCAGGUUUUAGAUAUUAAUCUGGCUGCAGAGCCAAAAGUGAACCGAGGAAAAGCAGGUGUGAAACGAUCUGCAGCGGAGAUGUACGGGUCAGUACCAGAACACCCUUCUCCGUCCCCUCUACUCAGUUCCUCUUUUGAUUUGGACUAUGACUUUCAACGGGAUUAUUAUGACAGGAUGUACAGUUACCCAGCACGUGUUCCCCCUCCUCCUCCUAUUGCUCGAGCUGUGGUGCCUUCUAAACGCCAGCGUGUUUCCGGAAACACCUCUCGAAGGGGCAAAAGUGGAUUUAAUUCAAAGAGUGGACAACGGGGAUCUUCAUCCAAGUCUGGAAAGUUGAAAGGAGAUGACCUUCAGGCUAUUAAGAAGGAGCUGACUCAGAUAAAACAAAAAGUGGAUUCUCUGCUGGAAAGCCUGGAAAAAAUUGAAAAGGAGCAAAGCAAACAAGCAGACUUGUCCUUCUCAUCCCCAGUAGAGAUGAAGAAUGAAAAGUCUGAAGAAGAGCAGAGCAGCGCCUCUGUGAAAAAAGAUGAGACCAAUGUGAAGAUGGAGUCUGAGGCAGGUGCAGAUGACUCUGCAGAGGAGGGUGACCUGCUGGAUGACGAUGACAAUGAGGAUCGGGGGGAUGACCAGCUGGAAUUGAUCAAGGAUGAUGAAAAAGAGGCCGAGGAAGGAGAAGAUGACAGAGACAGCGCCAAUGGGGAGGAUGACUCUUAAGCACAUAGUUGAGUUUAGAAACUUAUCCCGUUGUUCAUUUACCUAGGCGCUUGUGAGAGAUCAGAGUAACACCAGAUCCUCUCCCUAGUAUCUUCAGCACAUUCUCACUGUUCGCCCUCUCCUCGUCCUCCUGUGUUCAUUGGUUCAUACUUGCCCUGCGCCUAGUUCCAUUUUCACUUCCUUUGAUGCUCCUGAGUAGUUUUGUUAAGUCUUACCCUGUAAGUUUGCUUUUAAUUUUGAUACCUCUUUGACUUAACAAUAAAAAAGUAUGGUUUUUAUCAGCUGUCUCCAAAAUAAUCUCUUGUUAUGCAGGGAGGACAGUUCUCAUAUGAUUUCAGUAGUUGCUUCCCUAACUGCAGAAGCAUCUCAUUUACUUGUAACCCUGAGAGCAGCUUUGCAAUAGAGGUGUGUUUUCCCUCACACGAGUGGGGCUGUUCAACACGAAUGUAACCAUGUAUUUUUGUGAAUGAGAGUUGGCAUGUCAAAUGCAUCUUACAGGAAAAUAGUGUAAUAGUCUUAAUAUUUGUUUUCUAAAGUUAAUACCAUGGGUUAUUUUUGUGAACAGCCUGAUGUUUGGGAUCUUUUUCUCAAAAUAAACAAUUCCUUAUUAAACCAGGAA
Molecule: messenger RNA, 1919 nt
Organism: Mesocricetus auratus (golden hamster)
Lineage: Eukaryota; Metazoa; Chordata; Mammalia; Rodentia; Cricetidae
Gene: Hnrnpc
Product: heterogeneous nuclear ribonucleoprotein C
Exons: 10
Coding region: 356-1300 (314 amino acids)
Cellular component (GO): nucleus
Molecular function (GO): RNA binding
Source: RefSeq, a predicted model, not a curated record